CUUCUCUUCCCAUUUAUUCUCCCCUCUCCACCGGCCUCGAUCACCGCCACUGCCUCGAGCCCACGUCCAUAACCGUUAAAACCGACAUCGCACCAUCUCUCUCGUUAUUAAUUAUGACCUUUUAACGAGCUCCUUCCGCCUCUCACUACCCAAAACGCCUUCCAACUACAAUCAUGGUCCUUCUAAUUGAUGAGUUUCUUCAUUCUUCCUUCAUCCUACUAAAAUUCGGCCGGCGUCGGAGGGGGAUAGCUUUUGAACGAGAAUCAUCCAAUUUGGUUCAUCGCCAUCAUGGGACUGUGUGUAGAGAGAGAAAGUAUCAAUUUGAUUUAGCCCAUCCUUUUACGUUUUACCCCCAUGGAUUUAGGGUUUCUAAACCCAUGGGCUUAGCUUUUGAUCCCAAGAAAACCAAGCCCAACUAACUAUAUUCCAAGCCCACGCUAUUCUAGGGUUUCUUUCAUCUUCUUCAAAUGUUCCAAAAAUCGUUUCAGCUGCGUCUAUCCCUUCUUUUCGAUUAUCCUCUUCUGUGUUCUUAUCAAUUGGAUUCUGAGGUUUUUUCUUCUAAGAAAUUUCGAAGGAAAAUUCUUCCAUAUCAGAAUGUGGACUAAUGGAUGCCAGUCUUUGACAUUUUCCACACGUGUUUCUAUAUACAACAACUUUAUUUCCGAGAAGCAUCGAUGGAGUCCUGUUUUUGCUUCAACAAACAAAUCGGUGGUAGACCUCUCAUUGCCAGCCAAGGUUGAAAGUCUGUUAGAUGGCUUAAAAUGGGACGACAAAGGUCUGGUAGUAGCUACAGCUCAAAAUGUUGACACCGGAACUAUAUUAAUGCAAGGAUUUGCAAACAAGGAGGCUGUUUUGAAAACUGCAUUGGAACGCAGGGCUACAUUCUACAGCCGAUCACGAUCUCAACUGUGGACAAAGGGAGAGACCUCCAAUAACUUCAUAAAUAUUCACGACAUAUCUCUAGACUGUGAUCGUGAUUCUAUAAUUUAUCUUGGGAAGCCUGUUGGGCCUGCUUGUCAUACUGGAACUGCCACAUGCUUUUAUACAUCACUAGAUGAUUUGAUAGACGAUCCACAGGCUGGAAAGAGUAAGUUGGCAUUGUCUACUUUGUACUCAUUAGAGAAUAUAAUCUCCCAACGCAAAGCAGAAUUAGCAUCUUUGCAAACUGGCAAGCCCUCUUGGACGAAACGUCUAUUGCUCGAGAACAAAUUGCUCUGCUCUAAAAUUCGGGAAGAAGCAGAUGAAUUGUGUCGAACAAUGGAAGAGAACGAGGAUAAGUCUCGCACUGCCUCGGAAGCGGCAGAUGUGGUGUACCAUAUCCUGGUUUCUCUAGCAGUUAAAGAGGUAAAGUUCGAGGAGGUUCUUGAACAUUUGCGUGAGAGAUUUUCUCAGUCGGGUAUAGAGGAGAAGAAAAAUCGAGCACCAAAAGUUACCAAGAAUUAAGAAUCCGUCGACAUGUCAAUAUAUUCGUAAGUAGAAGGGUUGAAUAAGUUGCAGACCAUGGGUAUCUCCUUAUCUUUUAUGAAUACUCGUUGAACAGGAAAAAAAAAAAAAUCUAUUUAGUUUAAUAUAUAUAAAACUAAAUACUAAUAUCGAUAUUUAUAACUUAGUAGGGUUAAAAAUAUAACUUAAUUUCUAAUAUAUAUAUAUAAGUAUUGACUUGUAGAAAUAACCAUCAAUAUUUAUGGAUAUAUGGAAUGUUAUGUUUGUAAAAUUGAAAUACAAAAUCCAUGUCAACGUCAAUAUUUUAAUCCUUGGCUUAGUAUGUGAGGAUUAAAAUAUCAAUGUCGAUAUUGAUAUUAAGAUUUUAAUUUUACAUAUAUAUAUCAAUGGUUAUUGGUGGAUAUUCUUGUAAGUUAAAAGAAUUAUAAAUUUUACUUUUAGACUAAAUAGACGACAUUUAGUUCUUUUCUCCUAUGUUUUAUGAGGAUUUACAAAAGAUACAUGAGAUAUAAAUGGAUAUGUAGUAUUGUUAUUGAACACUUUGAUUUACAGAUAUAUUGACAUGUCGACGGAGAUUUCGAUUAUAUGGUAAUGUUGGUAUGAUGAAGAGGAUCCACGUAAGUUGUGUUGGGAAAGCUUGAAUAAAGAGUUUGGUGGGAUGGAGUGAGUUUUACAUCCCAAUGUUUAUUUUGGAAGUCUAUCGAAGUCUUUGAUUGUCAUAAUUUCAAUAAUUUUCUUUUGUGUUUGUGUUGCAGCUGUUACUGUUGACUGAGAUUAGGUCUCUGUUCCUUUCACAUGUACACUCUUAUUACUAUUAAAGAUUUUAUUAUUAUUAUUAUAAGCUCAAGAUUAUUACAUGUUUGACUUUA
Messenger RNA from Cucumis sativus (cucumber), 2312 nucleotides. Its product is annotated as histidine biosynthesis bifunctional protein hisIE, chloroplastic. The transcript is spliced from 6 exons. Lineage: Eukaryota; Viridiplantae; Streptophyta; Magnoliopsida; Cucurbitales; Cucurbitaceae. Bases 595 to 1443 code for a protein of 282 amino acids. Gene Ontology annotation, biological process: L-histidine biosynthetic process. The record is from RefSeq and is a predicted model, not a curated record. Gene Ontology annotation, molecular function: phosphoribosyl-AMP cyclohydrolase activity; phosphoribosyl-ATP diphosphatase activity.